Cannabis sativa is the source of this 1245-nucleotide messenger RNA. RefSeq lists its product as uncharacterized. Lineage: Eukaryota; Viridiplantae; Streptophyta; Magnoliopsida; Rosales; Cannabaceae. Bases 580 to 1245 code for a protein of 221 amino acids. The record is from RefSeq and is a predicted model, not a curated record. The transcript is spliced from 4 exons.
AUAUAUAAUAAAAUAAUAAAAUAUUAUUUAUAUAUAAUAAAAUAAUAAAAUAAAAAUAAAAGAAAUCCCAUUAAUAUUUGAUUACGAAACGAUCAGAUGAGUUAGUAAAACAAACGAGGAUACACUUAAUAUGAAUAUUUACAUGAACAUAAAUAUCUAACUUCAAACGGCCAGAAAGAUAUUUAUCUAAAGUAUAAUAAUCUAUAAUAAUAUUCUAGAGAUUUUUACACCUCAUGUCAAAAUUGACACCUUUUUUACAUUUUUAUCCUUACCCGGUUUUUUAAACAUUUUUAACUUUUACAUUUUUCAAUUUUACUUUUCAAAAAGUUUAAUAAUUACAAUUUUACCUUUCCCUUCUUCCUUACACACGUACACGCACGCCACCUCAUAAAUCCUUUCUUUUUUUUUUUUUUUGAAUUUUUCAUCUAUCUUAUUCAGCCACUCUUCAAACAGAGCUUCCCACGAUCACCAUUAUCAAGCCCUAACCAUUUUUUUCUUCCCACGAUCACCUUCUCCAAGCCCUCACCCACGUUUUCCUCAACCUACAUUGUCUUCCUCCUCUAUUUUUUCUCUAUAUAAAUGGCAACCACUAGAAGUGGUUCGAAAUCACCAUCUCCGGCGAAGAAAGUUUCUAAAAAAUCGAAGAAGGCUCCAGCUGUUACUUCCAAAGUCGAACCUAAAAUGGGGUUAAAAAAAAUUGCUAAAAAUUUAGUGGCUGAUGUUCCAGAGACAUCGGCCUCUAAGAAAAGAGCCCUUCCUGUUAAAGUAGAUGCUCCUAAGACUAAGAGAGCAAAAAUUUCCAAGUCUGCACGCGAUGUUUCCUCAGAUUCCGAUUUUGAGGAUGAAGUGCAUGGUGAGGACCAAAAGCCCAAAGUUAAAUCAAAGGUCCAUGCUAGGACCUCAGUGAAGGUUGAAGGAUUUGACCUACCAAAGAAAAAUCCUGCUAAGGAAUGGGAUUAUAUAUAUGACCAGAAGAAUCUGUUCAUUGCUAAAGCCUUUUCCACUGCUACUUUCCAGGUGAUAGAGAACAUUAAAUCUUGUCUUUCAGAUGUACAGCUUGAAAUCUUUUCAAAAACCUGUUUUGGUCAUUUCCUUGACCUUCCCGAGUUUAAAGUUCAACCCCAAGUGUUUCAUGGGUUGUUGCUCCGAGAGGUUCAGCAACCUAAUGAUGCUGAGUUGUGGGUUAUGAUACGCGGUGUUAGGCUUAGGUUUAGCAUUGAGGAAUUUGCAUUGAUUCCGGGUUAG